AUGUCUGAUAUGAUGAGUAUGACCCUUCAUGGUGGAAAUCGGGAAUUUAUUCUAUUCAAGUUUUGGAAAACAGGCUCAACAUUAGGUAUGGGUGCAUCUUUAAUAAUCGUCAUUUUGAUGUGCAUACUUUUCGAAGCUCUAAAAGCACUUCGUGUUUUUCUGGCUAAAAUUCAUUUCAUCAAGAGACACGAAAUAGCUCGUACAGUUUCUGCAAAUAUUGCAGAAGUCAGGGCAGAUCGAAUGGAUUCUACCAGUAACGAUGCCUUAAAUUUUCCGCCUCUUUUAAGAUUUGCAGGGCAUGGAAGAGUCUUUACACCUUACAGAAUUCUACAAGCAUUUUUAUAUGCAGUUCAAGUUACACUUGCUUAUGUUCUAAUGCUUGUCGUGAUGACGUUCAAUUUGUGGCUUUUAAUAGCUGUAGUUGUCGGAGAAGCUAUCGGCUAUUUUUUGUUUACUGGAGAACCCAUAGUUUCUGACUGUUCUAGUUCUUGCUAG
Messenger RNA from Enterobius vermicularis (human pinworm), 495 nucleotides. NCBI's taxonomy places the organism in Eukaryota, Metazoa, Nematoda, Chromadorea, Rhabditida, Oxyuridae. The record is from the annotation of a GenBank genome assembly.